CCCUAUUAGCUUUUGUGCUACAUCAACACCAUCAAAAGGAACUGAUCAAUACAAUCAUCUUUAACGAUAAAAUAAAACAAUAUUAUUUCGUUUUUGACUUACCCAUUUUCGCGCUUUAUUUGCCUCGUUUUGAUUUCACUUCCGUCUUCUUGAAUCGGCUACUUUCGGAAGUUUCCGGAUUUAGUCGUGUUCAUGUCUGUUGCUAAGGAAAUCUUGUUUAGUGUCAUUUUAUAAACCCUCUUUUCAUUGGCUCAUAAUAAUGAAAGAUAUCGAAUCAACCAAUAGAAAAGAACAUAACACAGACUUUGUCAAUGUUUACCUGACAACACUUAGUUACCAUUCAAUCACAAAUAUAAUCAGAGCAACACCACUUUACUGAUCAGAUACCGAAAGAAUAGCAGAAGUAAAGAGUCACACCCAUACAACAAAUAAUAAAAAUCGCAAUAAUGGCAACAUACGUAAAGCCUGCAACACGGUACCAGCCGUCCGACUGGUUUACCUCAAACUACACAAUAUCGACAAAUGCCGAGAGACAGAUGGACGCAUCACAUCAAGUACGCCAAGAUGCCAGAUUUCUUCGUAAUGAAACAGACAACAAAACAAAAUGGGAUCAACAUGAUAACAAUACCAGAUUGGCAGACAGAGUUGACCAAAUUCGCAAAUGGAAAGACAUUCUAGAAAAGACCUUGGCUGAUCUCGAUAAAGAAAUAUCUGAUUUGUCAGAAGCCAAAGAUAACACAGAGAAUGCCCUCGAAGCAAGAAAUCUACCUCUAGAUGUUGCAAUUGAAAACCUGACCAUCCGUGAAGGCCGACAACAGAUAGAUGUAGUUGAAGAUGGAGUAGAACAUCAACUAAAGAAGGAAGUUGAGGUGAUUGGAGGCAUUCAAAAACAGCUACAAACCAAAAUUAAUGAGCAGUUUGAGCAGCUAUGUCUCCUUCAAGAGGCUCGUCAGCAAAUUCUUGCUGAUCUUCAGGACAAAAACAUUGCUCUAGGUAUUGAUGUAGAUCAGUAUAAUCUUACAGAGGAAUCCCCUGGCAUUAGCUACAAACCCAACCCAACUAGAGUUCCCAAGGGAAGCACCACCCCACAGCAAUGGGAAGACUUCAGUCGUUACAACAAGGAGCGUGCCGAUGCUGAGAUGAAGGCCUCUCAGAGACUUCGUGAAGCAACCCACCACACUCUUCAUCAGACAGACAAUGACCAAGAAGCACAAAAACAAGCAACUGAAUAUGACCUCCGUAAACGUAUUCACGAAUUUGAGCGUGCCAAGGAUGAGCUUGAAUGGCAGAAAAAGAACACAGAGGAGGAAAUCGCUGAAAUGGAGGAAGAUAUUCGUCGUCUAGAAGAUUCUAUUAAAGCUAAGAUUAAUCCAAUGAAACUUGCCCAAACUCGUCUUGAGAACAGAACAUACAGACCCAAUGUUGAGCUGUGCAGAGAUGAACCCCAAUACGGUCUUACUGAUGAGGUUAAGCAGCUAGAAGCAACCAAAAGAGCAUUAGAGGAAAAACUUAAACAAUCACAGCAUGCACUUGAUGGUUUAGAACAAAAUCUACAUAGAAUUAAUGAAGAUUUAGGCCUUAAAAUUAACUCUCUUAUGUUGGACAAAAGAUGUAUGGACACUCGUCAAAAAUUGGAAACCCGACCCCAGACUGGAAUGGAGCGUAAUCUUACUUUAACUGGACUUCAAAGGUCAAGAUCAAAGAUCUUAGCCUAAUUAGAAUAAGGAGUUUAGAAACCUGGGGAGAACCAACAUAAUAUUAGCAUCUUGUGCCAUUGUGCAGUUUUUCAGUAUUCAUUUUUUACAAUUUUUUCAAUCAAGUGAAAAAUGCAGAAUCAAUGUAUGUUCAAGAGACAUUUAAACUAUUUAUAACAUACAAACUGCUGAAUGAGCGAACUUAUCUAGUCGCUAUCAAGAAGUGACUCAUUUUAUUCAUAUUUUUUUGCCAAUUUCUUUUUUUAUGAUUAUUUCUAAUGGAAAAAUUGAAAAUGUUAUUGUUGUAAAUAGAUAUAAAAUGCAAUCUGUACAGUCAUUAUUCAUACAUGUAUGCAAGAGAAAACUUGCAAAAUAUAUACUUUAUCAUGAUCACAAAAA
Messenger RNA from Owenia fusiformis, 2093 nucleotides. Lineage: Eukaryota; Metazoa; Annelida; Polychaeta; Sabellida; Oweniidae. The record is from the annotation of a GenBank genome assembly.